AUGGCCCUAAAAAGAAUUAAUAAGGAAUUGGCUGAUCUAACUAAGGAUCCUCCUACCAAUUGCUCUGCUGGGCCUGUCGGAGAUGACAUGUUUCAUUGGCAAGCAACCAUCAUGGGUCCUCACAAUAGUCUAUACCAAAACGGAAUAUACUUCUUGAACAUACACUUCCCAAGUGACUACCCGUUCAAGCCACCUAAGGUGAUGUUUACGACAAAAGUCUACCACCCUAAUAUCAAUAAUAACGGAGCUAUAUGCUUGGACAUAUUGAAGGAUCAAUGGAGCCCAGCACUAACAAUAUCAAAAGUCCUAUUGUCCAUAUCGUCCCUUCUAACUGAUCCUAAUCCAGAUGACCCCCUAGUCCCAGAGAUUGCACAGCUCUACAAACAAAAUAGAAGUUUAUACGAAUCCACCGUAAGGGAUUGGGUUCAGAAAUAUGCUUCAUAA
Molecule: messenger RNA, 444 nt
Organism: Babesia microti strain RI
Lineage: Eukaryota; Apicomplexa; Aconoidasida; Piroplasmida; Babesiidae
Product: ubiquitin-conjugating enzyme E2 D/E
Exons: 3
Coding region: 1-444 (147 amino acids)
Biological process (GO): protein polyubiquitination
Cellular component (GO): nucleus
Molecular function (GO): ubiquitin conjugating enzyme activity
Source: RefSeq, a predicted model, not a curated record